Molecule: messenger RNA, 7114 nt
Organism: Marmota monax (woodchuck)
Lineage: Eukaryota; Metazoa; Chordata; Mammalia; Rodentia; Sciuridae
Gene: Cracd
Product: capping protein inhibiting regulator of actin dynamics
Exons: 11
Coding region: 498-4286 (1262 amino acids)
Biological process (GO): negative regulation of barbed-end actin filament capping; maintenance of gastrointestinal epithelium
Source: RefSeq, a predicted model, not a curated record
CCGCGGGCGCCUGAGAGGCGGGUGCGCUGCCGGGCUGCUGCUGCGACUGCUGCUGCUGCUGCUGCUGCGGAGGCUUCGCGGGCUGUGCCGCUGUGCCCUCCAAGACCGCGCGUCGCCUGCCAGCCGCUCUGCGAGCCGGGGCGCCAGUGGGGGACCGCAGUUCACGAGAGCAGUGAUUCCCAGGCUUCCUCAAUGAUGUUCCCCAUUUUCUGACACUCUUACCACUGAGGUCGAAUUUUCCUUUUUACAAGAAGAAAAUAUUGGUGAAGGAUUAUCCAACCACAAAAGGACUUGUGUCUGUUACGACAGACAAGAAGAAGGGAGGCAGAUUCCAGCCUUUUAAGAAGUUGUUUGGCAAAAGGAAAAAGAAAGACACUUCAUUGUCCCGGGAGGAGUCGGUGGGGAAGAAGAGUUCCUCUUCCCAGAGUGUUAGCAAUGAGACCUUCUCUUCAGAUGAGGAGACCCUGGAGGACAAUCUAAGGUCCUUCAACUAUUCUAUGGGAACCCGGGCGCUUUCCCAUGACAGUAUUUUUAUCCCUGAUGGGGGAGCAGAAAGUGAGCAGACAGUUCAAGCAAUGUCACAGGACAACAUCCUGGGCAAAGUCAAAACUCUUCAGCGACAAUUGGGCAAGAAUAUCAAGUUUGGGCAGCGGCCACCCAAUGCCAUUCCCAUGAAGAAGGCAGGCAGUGGAGAGGCCAGCUCAGAAGAGGACCUGUUCCUGGCCAGUCCCAUGGAAAUUGUCACUCAGCAGGACAUCAUCCUCUCAGACGCUGAGAACAAAUCCAGUGAUACGCCAAGUUCUCCGAGUCCUCUGAAUCUCCCUGGAGCUGGAAGUGAGAUGGAAGAGAAGGUUGCUCCAGUUAAACCGUCUCGGCCAAAAAGACACUUCUCUUCUGCUGGCACCAUUGAAAGUGUCAACCUCGAUGCCAUCCCCCUGGCCAUCGCUCGCCUGGACAACAGUGCUGCCAAGCACAAACUGUCUGUUAAGCCAAAAAACCAGAGGGUGUCAAAGAAGCACAGGCGGCUUGCCCGGGAUCGACAAAAUGAACCAGGUGGCCUUGAUAGGCAGCCUUCCCUGGACCAAAAUGGACACCCAGGAGAAGACAAGCACAUGUGGCUUGAAGAGGAACCGGAGCUGUUGGAUUCUGAGGAAGAGAAGAGACACCAAGAAGACUACUGGCGAGAACUAGAGGCCAAGUGCAAGAGGCAAAAGGCAGAAGCAGCAGAGAAGAGACGCCUGGAAGAGCAGAGGCAGCAGGCCCUGGAGAGGAGGCUGUGGGAAGAGAACAGAAGGCAGGAGCUCUUGGAGGAGGAGGGCGAUGAAGUGGGGGGCGAAGAGGAGGAACUCCAGCUAGAAAUGGAAAAGGAAAGGGGGCCUGGGGAAGGGCUGCAGCGGGGCCCAGAAGAGCAAGGUUGCCGAGAACAAGAGCAGAGGGAGCCGGAGGACAGAGAGCGCCUGGAGGCUAAGGAACGGAGUCCCCUGCAGGAAGAGGCCCAGCGGCUGGAAGAGCUGAGGCAGCGCGUGGCCGAGAGGCAGCGGCAGGAAGAAGAAAAGGAGUUGAAGGAACUCCGAAGGCUGGAGGCGCAACGGCAGGAGGAGGAGGCCAGAAGGCUGGAGGAGCAGAGGCAGCGGGAGGAGCUGGAGGCUCAGAGAAGGCGGGAGCAGGAGGAAAGGAAACGACUGGAGGAGCUCAGACAGCAGCAAGAGGAAGAGAAGCGAAGACAAGAGCUGAUACAGCAGGAGGAAAUGGAGGCUCCUGGGCCGCAGGAGGCCCCGAAGGAGCUUGGGGAUACGCUACAGAGGCCACAGAGUCCGGAGGAAGAGAGGCAGCCACAGGUAGAGGCCCGCAGAGGCCCGAGGAGCGCCCUGCAGAAUGGCUUUGAGGAGAAGCCAGAAGAUGGAGAAGACCUAGAACUCAGAAGGCAACGAGAAAGCUCCGAGCAGGAGCAGAAGCAAGACGCGGGGCAGGCAACAGAGCAGCCUGGGAAGAGGGGCGACUUUCGCGAGGAUGAUCGUCGCGUCGUGGAGGACCGGAGAGAAUCAGCCAAAAUGGACCCUCCCCAGCAGCAAGAGGAGCAGAAGGAAGAAACGCUGCCCCUGGGGGAGAAGAACGAAGCCUCCACUCCAGAAAAGGAGAGAAAGGUGGAGGAGCUCAGGUGGCGGGAGGUGGAUGAGAGGCAGACCAUGCCCAGGCCCUACACGUUCCAGGUGUCCUCCGGAGGGAGACAGAUUCUCUUCCCCAAGGUCAAUCUGACCCCCGUGACCCCCGCCAAGGACGCGGGACCCAGCCCGGCUGCGCAGGAACCCAAGGCCCCCAGAGCCAGCGCAGCCUCGCACGCCCUGCCCUCCACCCUGAGCAUCCCCCAUACCGCCAUCCUGGUCACUGGAGCUCAGCUCUGCGGCCCCGCCGUCAACCUGAACCAGAUCAAGGACACGGCGUGCAAGUCCCUUCUGGGCCUGUCGGAAGAGAAGAGGCACGUGGACGUCCCUACUGUGGAACAGCCCGUCCGCGCCCCGGGCGAGUCCCGGGGAGGCGGCGGGAAAGCCAGGCCUCCGCAGGAGUCGCAAAGCAGUGUGACCGCGCUGGCCGAGUGGGCCUCCAUUCGGUCCAGGAUCCUGAAGAACGCUGAGAGCGAGCCGCGCGGCGACAGAGAGCAGGCAAGGCCAGCGGAGGAGCCCACUCCCAGGGCCCGAUCUGACUCCCGCGGGAACCUCCGCAAGACCCCGCCCGUGAACGCCAAGUUCUCCAUAAUGCCCGCCUGGCAGAAAUUCGCAGACGGUGGCACCGAGACCCCCAAACAGAAUACGGAGGCAGAGAGCAUUAGAAAAAGACCCGGGCCCGGCGAAGAGACAGCGCCCCCGCCCUCGCCUGUUAGUACCCAGGAGCCCCGGAAGGGUCCAGAGAAGCCAGAGAUGCGCCACGAGCCAGCAGACACCACAGAGGGGUGCAAAUUUGCCAAAGACCUUCCAUCUUUCCUUGUUCCAAGCCUGCCUUCCCCUCCGCAGAAAGCGGUCCACACGGAAUGCACAAGCACUGCGCACAGCGAGGCCACAAGUGGUGUAGCAAAGCCAGACCCCGGGAUGCCAGGUGCAGAGGAAAAAGCCUCACCUUUUGGAAUAAAGCUGAGAAGGACCAACUACUCCUUGCGCUUCCAUUGCGACCAACAAGCGGAACAAAAGAAGAAGAAGAGGCACAGCAGCACAAGUGACAGUGGCGAUGGGGGGCCUCCUGCCGGGGCCAGCGCCAAUGCAGACGAAGAGACAGAGGGCAUGGCCCCCAAGCCUGGCCCAUCCCUCCCCCAGGAAAGGAAGCAAGUCCUAACCCCUGGAAGGGACUCUGCUGAAAUCCCUGCCAGCCACCCUCCUCCUGCAGCCCAUCCGGGACCCCCACCGUCCAGCAGCCAGGCCCCAGCUCCAGAGCACGACAAGGGAGCAAACAAGAUGCCAUUAGGGCAGAAACCAGCACUGGCUCCCAAGCCUGCCAGCCAGACCCCGCCGCCAUCCCCGCUCUCCAAACUAAGCAGGCCCUACCUGGUAGAGCUGCUGGCUCGCAGAGCUGGGAAGCCAGACUCUGAGCCCAGCGAGCUGUCCAGAGAGGGCCAGGAGAGCAGUGGUACCCAGCCACCAUCACCACCCCCCCCAGAGGAAAGGAAGGGACAGAAGAGGGAAGAGGAUGAAGAAGAGGUGCUGGAGAAGAAACCUUCUUCCCCACCUCUGUCUACCACUCUGCUAGAGAGACCUUCCCAAACGCCUGAGGCAGGGAGGAAAGAGAAGCCGGUGCUUCAGAGUAGGCACUCUUUAGAUGGCUCCAAAAUUACAGAAAAGGUUGAAACUGCCCAGCCACUGUGGAUAACGUUAGCACUACAAAAGCAAAAGGGGUUUCGUGAGCAGCAAGCAACCCGAGAGGAGAGAAAGCAAGCCCGAGAAGCCAAACAGGCAGAAAAGCUCUCCAAAGAAAACGUCAGUGUGAGCCCGCAGCCUGGAAGUGGCAGUGUCAGCAGAGCAGGUUCCCUGCACAAAUCCACAGCUCAGCCAGAAGAGAAGAAGCCUGAGACUGCAGUGUCCAGGCUCGAGCGCAGAGAACAACUGAAAAAGGCCAACACUCUCCCUACAUCUGUGACAGUGGAGAUCUCAGACUCAGCUCCCCCAGCACCACUGGUGAAAGAAGUCACCAAGAGAUUCUCCACCCCAGAUGCUGCCCCUGUGUCCACGGAGCCAGCCUGGCUGGCUUUGGCCAAAAGAAAAGCGAAGGCCUGGAGCGACUGUCCACAGAUUAUUAAGUAAAAAGUGACUCUUACCCAUUCCUAUUGCCUGUUAUUGGCUCCUCUCUUGCCCUUUUUAUUUAUUUAUUUUUUAUAUGAGGUAAAGAAACCAAGUUAGGGAAAAGAAGCAUGUUUUAUAGGUUCUAUAAUAAUGUUUAGAAACUGAACUGGUGGUGUUCAUUGUAAAGAGUGGAUUUGCACAACCCUAGGUCCUGGUGCCUUGAGCUCCCCCUAAUUCUCAAGAGUCAAUUCCGUCCAAGGGACCACAUGAAGCAAAAUGUCCAAACUAAUAGCUCCUCUUGAAAGCCUACCGUGCUCAUCCCAUGGUCCUUCCACAUGUGUACACCCACACACCAUUCAGGACAUGUACUUUUGCCAACCUUUGUAAUGUUUUUUUGAUUCUCUACCCUUAAUUUCUUCUAUCCAAAACAUGAGUGUUACCAUAUAUUUGGGUGCAUCUACUCUUUCUACAACAAUGAUAAAAGGAUUUUAUGUAAGUUAGAACAAGAAUGCCUAUCCUCCUGAAGGCAGUAACUGGGAAUCACAAGGAGCAGUCUGCCUCCCAAUUCUGUGCCCAUGUCCAGUUUUCAUGAAUUCCCCUGCCCCAAAGCUAUCAGAUGGAAGGCAAAUCCAUUCACUCUUCUAGCACACUGUGGACCCACAAUACCAUCAACACAGUGUGAGUCUCUGUCAUACUAGUACCCUCAAGGACAUGUGAAACAUGCGGCCCAGUUGGCUCCUAGGGAACAUUUUUUAUUUAAUGUGGCAAAGAAAGGAGAUCCUAUAUUAAUUACAAGUUCUUGUUCUAGCUCUGAGACUCUCUACCUAGAGCAUGUGGGUCAUAAGGUAUCCAGGCUACAUCCCAGGCUUACUGAAUCAAUCCUGUGAGACCAGGGCCAGGAAUGCACAUGCUGGCAAGAAUUCUUGAGGUGAUGCUAAUGUAUCUAAUGUUAUGAACCUUGGGAUUCACUUAUUCUAAUGUAGUCUCAUUUUCUAGACUCUGAAGGGGCAGCUCAUUCAAACAAAAGUGAGAUAAUAAUAAUAAACAGCUACCUAAACCAGCCAUUAAUUAGAAAGAUACGUCAGGCUAUUGACAUUACAUGUCUCUGAAGAUUCCCUUUGGUCUUUAGGGAAAAUUUGCAGAAAGCCAAGAUUUGAAGCCUUUGUACUAAGGAUUUCCUGCAGGAAUUUUUUUUUUCUUUGCUAUAAUUGAACAAUUCAUACUUAGAGUCAAAUGUUCAGUAGCAUUUAAAAUUCAGAGUAUUCACCUUGCUACCUUUAAAAAACAUCUCAGAGUUUUAAGUGGCCUUGUUAUUAUCAUACACAUGUGCAUACUAAAAAAGGAUUUUGCAAUUUCAAAGCCACACAUAUUUAUUUUUAUUUCCCUAAAUUUGCUUUACACAGAACACAAACAUACCAGCAAAUCCUUUCCCACCACAUACUGUGGCACUAACUUUAUAUUUCAUGGUAUUGGCAUAUUCCCCUUUUCAUAGAUUCUUACUCCAAAAUGUAGGUACAAAUUCUUGGCCCAGUGCAGGGGGAAUUACAUCCAUUUUCCUCUCCUACAAAAACAUUUUAUAGUAUUCAUUAUUACUUUUCUAGUAUACAUUAUUACUUUUACUCAAUAUGCAAUGUGCUGUCCUUAAAGAAAGAAUGACAGCAAAGUUAUUCACCAUAUUGAAAGCACUUUCUUUCUAGAAACAAUGGCUCAGCUUCACUGUAGCAGCUGGCAUGUGUGGCCAAAUGGAUAGUUGUUCUCUUACAAAUUGGAUUUAAUAUUAUAUAUACUGGACCUUCAAACUGUUAAGAAUCAAUGUAACAUUUUUUUAUUGCUACUGGAAGAAAUUAAUAUCCCACUGCACGUUUUCCAUGCUGAUGCGCAUUUCUAAGUCUUAUGUGUAGGCAUUUGUUAGUACAAUGACUUCCUCACUGAUAAAACACUUUUUAAUGGGAAUCGCCACCUAGAACACUGGAAUUAUAGUGCUAAGGUAAUUCUUCUGAAUUGACUUUUCCUUUCAUCUUAUCAGCUUUGGACAAUAUCACAGUAAUGGCAGGGAACAGAUGAGGAAAUAAGAUCAUUAACAAAGAAUGGAAGAUUAGUCAAGUCUGUACUGGCUCAGGUCUCAUACCAAGUAGGAGAAAUGCCUGAGUUAAAAAUGCUCCAUCUAUGUUUUUUUAAGAGUCUAUGGGGUAAAGGCAGUCACCAUAUUUAUUUCUAACAACUUCUAAAAGGUACAUGUUUAACAUUUCAUUUACACAUCACCCCAAAUUUGCACUAAAUACCAAUGAAGUGUUAUUUUGAUUUAGUUGUGUUGUAGUCUUUUCUGAGCAACAAAACUAUAGGAAAAUUCUGUAAAACCAUAUAAAGAGCUUAAGAGUUUUUUUUUUUUUUUUUUAAAUGGAUGAUUGUUAAAUACAUGAGGUUUUUGUUUUGUUUUAUUUUGAAUUUAAAUACACUUCUGGCAAAAUUAUAAAUGAUUAACCUCUGGUUCAUAGACUUAUAUGUAAAACUAGAGUUUUUUGUUUACUUUUUUAAUUUUUCAAGUGCAAUUGUUUCUUACAAAUAUUAUUACUAUUAAAUUAUCAGUUUAGCCAGUUAUCUGCAAAUGUAUAGUAUGUAUUGUCUCUUCUUGUGACAUUUAGUUUAAUUGCUUAUUUUAAAGCAGAAAUAUUAGCUACAAGUGUCUUGCAAUAUUUUUACCAACAAUAAAGCUAAGUAGAGACUUAAUGAAAAUACCUUAGUGUGAUUUUAAUAUUAUUUUGGGAUUUUGGUUGUAUAAAGUUUUAAUGUAAAAUGUCCAUUAUUGAAGGGGAAAAGAUCUUUCAAUAAAAAAUACCAACAAGAUCUUU